AAAACAAGGGAAGAGAAAGGUCGCGUUCUCCCCAAGGUCAGUCAGCUCUUCGUGACAUCUUGAGUAUCGACUGCUUCUUCCUCCGCCGAGAAGGAAGGGGGAGCGCCGCCCGGAAGCACCGGAGCCGGACGCCAGCAGCGAUUUCUCCGACGGCCGCCUGCAGGCGGUAACUGAGAAGCUCUGUACGAUCUACUAUUGCUCCUCUGCUGAUAGAUCAUGGAGGGGCUGAGUUGGACAAGGGCUUGUGUCUUGGUCCUCUGCAUUAUGCCGUUCCUACACCCGGCUGCGGCUAUCCGCUUUGUGAUUGAUAGGGAGGAGUGUUUCUCUCAUAACGUGGAAUACGAGGGGGAUACUGUUCAUGUAUCAUUUGUGGUGAUCAAGGCUGACACUCCGUGGCAUUAUAGCGAGGAUGGGGUGGAUCUUGUGGUUAAAGAUUCUAAUGGAGCCCAAGUCCGAGAUUCUCGUGACAAAACUAGUGACAAAUUUGAGUUCAUAGUUCAGAAGAGAGGUGUCCAUCGCUUCUGCUUCACCAAUAAAUCCCCAUAUCACGAAACCAUAGACUUCGACGUGCAUGUUGGACAUUAUUCGUAUUUUGAUCAGCAUGCCAAAGAUGAACAUUUUUCACCUUUGUUUGAACAAAUUGCAAAGUUAGAUGAAGCACUUUACAACAUUCAGUUUGAGCAGCACUGGCUAGAGGCCCAAACCGACCGGCAAGCAAUAUUGAACGAGAACAUGAGCAGGAGGGCCAUCCACAAGGCACUUUUCGAGUCGGCUGCGCUCAUUACAGCCAGCGUCAUUCAAGUCUAUCUGCUACGCCGACUCUUCGAGCGCAAGCUGGGGACAUCUAGGGUCUGAUGCAACGUCCAAAACACCGCCUCAUCGUCCCCUCGAAGCUGUAACACUGAACUGCGCGCCAUUACUUGUUUGUGGAUUCUUUGUUUUACAUAUGUAAUCCUUUGACUCCAUAUAUGACGGCUUCGAAAAUGACAAUUUACAGUUCCAUGUA
Molecule: messenger RNA, 1006 nt
Organism: Hordeum vulgare subsp. vulgare (domesticated barley)
Lineage: Eukaryota; Viridiplantae; Streptophyta; Magnoliopsida; Poales; Poaceae
Product: transmembrane emp24 domain-containing protein p24beta2-like
Exons: 5
Coding region: 217-855 (212 amino acids)
Biological process (GO): intracellular protein transport; endoplasmic reticulum to Golgi vesicle-mediated transport; Golgi organization
Cellular component (GO): COPII-coated ER to Golgi transport vesicle; endoplasmic reticulum-Golgi intermediate compartment; Golgi apparatus
Source: RefSeq, a predicted model, not a curated record